Molecule: messenger RNA, 2878 nt
Organism: Monopterus albus (swamp eel)
Lineage: Eukaryota; Metazoa; Chordata; Actinopteri; Synbranchiformes; Synbranchidae
Product: transmembrane protein 266-like
Exons: 10
Coding region: 1-1644 (547 amino acids)
Cellular component (GO): dendrite; plasma membrane
Molecular function (GO): voltage-gated channel activity
Source: RefSeq, a predicted model, not a curated record
AUGGUAAGUGGAGUGCAGUUAUUAAUAGAGUUGGGCCCAUCCAUCUUCCUGUCUAGGAAAAAUGCUGGGAGGACUAAGGUGGCGUGGAUCAUCUCCCAGCCGGUGGAGGAUGAGAACCAGUGCUUGGCUCCUUCAGUCCAGCUGGUGAGUUUUGGCUACAGAGAUCUGCCCCUGGCGGCUCUGGACAUCUCGCUGGCAGGCUCGCAGCUCCUUUCCAAUGCAGAUGAAGACGAAAACAGGGAAGGGUCGAACUGGCUGAAGCCCUGCUGCGGUCGUCGGGUGGCCCUGUGGCAGGUCUGUCUGCUCAGCGCUGGCUUCAACUGUAUCCUGGUGGCCUGUGUCAUCCUGGUGGUGCUGUUCCUGUCAUUGGAGCUGCUCAUAGACACCAAACUUCUACAAUUUUCCAAUGCUUUCCAGUUUGCCAGCAUCAUCCACUGGAUCAGCCUUAUCAUCUUGUCACUCUUCUUUUCAGAGACUGUUUUCAGAAUUGUGGUUCUUGGGAUCUGGGACUACAUAGAAAACAAAGUUGAGGUGUUCGACGGCGCAAUCAUUGUACUGUCACUGGCCCCCAUGGUGGCCUCCACGGUGGCCAACGGGCCCAGCAGCCCUUGGGAUGCCAUCAGCCUCAUCAUCACCCUACGCAUCUGGAGGAUUAAGAGGAUCAUCGAUGCAUAUGUGCUACAAGUCAAAGUUGAGAUGGAACUGGAGAUCCAGCAGUGUGAGAAGACCAAGGCUGUGCGAGAGGAGCAGCUGGAGCAUCUCACUCAGAUCUGCCAGGAACAGGCUUUUGAGAUUAGGCAGCUGAGGGCCCAUCUGGCCCAGCAGGACCUGGACCUUGCAGCAGAGCGUGAAGCAGCCAUGCAGAUCCACCACAUAUGGGAAAAACAGGGCAGGAGUUUCCAGGUUGUAGAAGGCUCAACUCCUGGGGAGUCUGAUGAUGAGGGUGGCCAGAGAAACCCCAGGGAGCCCCAUGCCACUGCAGAUCCAGUUGUGCAUGACGACAUGAACAACUACAUCAGUCAGUACUACAGUGAAGCAAGCAGUGAUGCUGGGGCCUCUGGCUUAGGGACCCGGGUCAUCACCACAGCAGCCAUUGAUGUUCACCUCCCCACCAAUACAAAUCUCGUCCAGUCCAACCCACUGCUCGCUAUGGAGCGGGUGGGCAGCGCUCUAAGUGACGCCUCUACCAGUAUAUCACGGUGCAGCGGCAGCCUGACAGCACGGCCCCACAGCCUGGGCACCCACACCUCAGCUUCAUCUAUGACAGAGCGUAGCAACAGCACAGUUCAGGACCUCAGUCUGAGCUAUGGCUCUCAUGGCUGCAGCCCUCCUUCCUUCUCAGGCCAGGAGCCCUGCAGGGACCCCAGCAUGGUGGUGCAGGAGCUACUCUCCUCCCUCUCUGAGGACUCCUGUCUCGCUCAGAAGGGCCUGGCAGUGGACCCUGUCAACCUUAAGCUUCCCAGCCCUACAGGCUCAGAAAAGGACAGUCCUGAGCUGGACAACAGAAUAAACAUCUUCAAUCGCAGGAACCAAGAGGAGAAGCGAGGACAGGGAAGGGGUUGUGUGCUGUUGCAGACCAAGCCACUAAUUCACCUGCAUGGCAGCACCGAGCCAUCCCAGGAGGAGAAGUACCGGCUCCUGUGACCAACUGACACACCUCUAGGGCACAUGCCUGAUACAUAAGCUACAUUUACACAGGAACAGAGGUUGUUUUUCUCUCUCUCUCUCUCUAUUGCCACUGUGUUUGGUAUAUAUCCGAACUCUCGUGGCAGGUCAAAUCUCCUGAGAGGGACUGCAUAAGAUUUAAAAAUGGGAUUUCUCUGUUGCUGUGUAAAUCCAGUCUUUAGCCAAUCCAGAGCUAGCCUGAGCCUCUGCUUCCAGCUAACACUGAUGCUCCUUAAUAUGUUCACAAGUCAGUAGUAGAAAUGAUAAUAAGAACUCUUAAGCCUUUUGCCAUACUGUCCAACCUCCCCUCUUCCUGUGUGAUGGACCUUUGAAAUCAGACGUACCCUGAUACAGCACAAGACAGACAAUAACAUCCCAGUACCGGGGAGCCUAAUGUGUUCUUGGACACAUUCUGCAUCAGGAAUUCUCACUUUGAAUAGGUCCUAAAUGCACUGAACUUUACAUGAAUUAAAACCAGCAAGGGGCCGUUCAAGCCUAUAUCGAACAAAAACUUUAAUAGUAUUGCAAACCAAGACACUGUUCUUUGCAGUUACAGUAAGUGGAUUGUUUUUAUUUGCAUUUUUCUGGUUAUUUUGUUUCUAUUAACUUAAAACAUGCUGUUCCUUGUUGAAACAGACAGGGUACACAGACCGGCUUAACUAUUCAAACAGCCAAUUUUUCUUUAACGUUUGGUUUUCUUUCCCCAUUUGUAUCAUUUGAAACCACAGGCAGUCAACACUGACUGAAUAGCAGUUUUUUUUUUGACUGGGGCUUAUUUGUGUGGAGAAAUAAAAAGGUAAGUGACUGGAUUCUUCAAAUGAACCUAGACUGGAGUGCUUGUAGCAUGAACCUUUAAAAGAUACGUGCCAUAACUGGCAAGCAAAUUCUUUGCACUUUAAUGUUUACUGACACUUUUGUAAACUUGAUAUGGAGGAUGUUAUUGCCAAAUGCAGGUAUUGUCAUUUGACUGAAAAAAGAAAAAAUAAAAGUUAGUAUUUCCUUACCUGCUCCUGGUUUACUGCCUUCUGUGAAUGUCAUUUUAAGCGACUUAAAGCCAAAUGUUUGUUUUCUCAGGUUCAUUCCUGUACACCAUUAUUUCAUUAGCAUCAUCUCCUUUUUUUGCAUACGAGUUUCAAAAAUCUAAAUUUUUAAAAAGUCAUUAACAUCAGAAGACCUGUCACAACAGCUGCUAAUUGGUCAGGUCAGUACAGGC